Molecule: messenger RNA, 916 nt
Organism: Aethina tumida (small hive beetle)
Lineage: Eukaryota; Metazoa; Arthropoda; Insecta; Coleoptera; Nitidulidae
Product: chymotrypsin-2-like
Exons: 6
Coding region: 44-910 (288 amino acids)
Biological process (GO): proteolysis
Molecular function (GO): serine-type endopeptidase activity
Source: RefSeq, a predicted model, not a curated record
AAAAAAUGUAAGAGCAUUUCUGGAUUUCAGUAUUUCGGCAUAAAUGCUUAAUUUAAAAAUAACUUUGAUAUACGUUGCAGUUAUUCAAUGUUCAUCAUCAAACAAUGUGUCCGAAGAAAUAAACCCUGCAAAUAUCGAACGUUUGUUCGGUGGUCAGUACGUCGAAAGUAUCGACCAAUUUCCAUUUCAGGCCGCAAUUUUCUAUUACAAUAAAUUUAUAUGUGGCGGAUCAGUAAUAGAUUCGGAACACAUUUUAACGGCGGCACACUGCGUAGGUAUGAAUUCAAAUAAGAGUGGUUUUCUAAUCGGAGUUGGAGCUAUUAGACUUACGAACCUGUCAAUCUUUCCUGUCGCGGAAUUACUUAGACAUCGUGACUACAGUCCACGACACCUUGCAAAUGAUAUAGCCUUAAUUAAGGUAGCACUAGGAACGCACAAGUUUCCAGAAGAAGUUAAACCGAUUGAAUUGGAUGAAACACGUUAUAUUAAAUCAAGAACUCAAUGCACCAUUGUAGGCUGGGGCAAGUCAGAGAGAUCACAAUCACCAAACGAAUUGUCGUUUGGUCAUGUCAAUAUCGUUCGUCCGGGAAUUUGUAGAAAUGCAUUUCGCACGUCGUUGCAGCGUGGAACCGUAUGUGCUGAAGGAAUCAGAGUAGGAAGUUGUGAGGGUGACUCUGGAGGUGGCUUAAUUUGUAACAAUGUGCUGUCAGGAGUGACUUCAUACGCCCGUUUUGGCUAUCCAGAUUGUGCAAAAUCACCGACUGUUUAUACCCAAGUGUUUGCGUUCAGACAUUGGAUAGACAGACAAAUCAAGGGAGGUAGUUCAAGAACAACACAACAUUCAAUAUAUUUAAUAGUACUGAAGGUUUUAUCUAUAUUUGUAUCAACUUGUCUGUUGUAUAAACUGUGAAAUAUU